Guillardia theta CCMP2712 is the source of this 2061-nucleotide messenger RNA. RefSeq lists its product as hypothetical. The transcript has 3 exons. Gene Ontology annotation, molecular function: alpha-(1->6)-fucosyltransferase activity. Lineage: Eukaryota; Cryptophyceae; Pyrenomonadales; Geminigeraceae. The record is from RefSeq and is a predicted model, not a curated record. Bases 1 to 2061 code for a protein of 686 amino acids. Gene Ontology annotation, biological process: protein N-linked glycosylation.
AUGCGACCAUGGUUGAUGCUGUUGACGAUGGUGGUGGCGAUGCAGUGCGAGGAGAGGAGGAAGGGAGAGAGGAAGCGCCUGCUGCAGACAGACAACAAGCUCGCCCAUGACAAGCUUGCCUACAACCUCACAGACUGCCCUUGCGGUAGAGCCCUUGGCGCCUAUGGCGAAGCUCUUCCGGACCUCAAAGUCCUCCUGUCGUCCCUCCUCGCUGAUGGGGAUCAUGUCGUCGUCGUGGGCAUUCCAUGCCCCGAUGUCGUUCUCCAUGCCUCCAAGGCUGUUGGUCUGAAGGGUCGGGUGAUGGUAGUCGACGCCAGCCCGGACAGGCUACGCAAGUCGCUGCAGCUGAAUGGCAACUGGAGGAACGUGCAUGUGCUGAGGACUUGUGUCGUGAUGCCGCAGGAGCAGAAGUUUGAGAAUGUGUCGGGACGAGCGCCUCCGUGUUUUGCUGGCUACGUUGGUCAUGCUUGCGGAGAGAAUCACCUGCCCACACCGCUCGAUGCUCUGCUGCCAAGCUACGAGGCAGAAACAUCGACGACGCCUGCCCUCUUGCUUCUCUCCCUGUCUCCCCGAGAGCUGCUGGGAGCGCAUGCAGGGUUGCGGGGGAUGCUACAAGUCGUUUCGUUUUCGCUUGUUUUCCAUUGCGACUAUGACGCUCAGGCUGUGGUGGUCGAGCCGAUGAGCGCGGCAGUGAUACAGCGGGUGUUGACGUCGUAUGAGGAGAGAGGAGGGUGUGUCUUCUUUCAUGUGGGCAGACAUUCCGCCAGUCCCUCCGGCCUCGAGGCAGACGAGUUCUACUACCUCCCUCCUCCUGUCCAUGUGCUCGCUGUGCCGUCACAGUCUCGGUGGUGCCUGCAGUCUGACAUCUUCCAGCUGUCGCAGAGCUCAUUAAAAGGAGCUGCAGCAGGGUGUCUCCUCCGCAUCCCUUCCUCUACGCCGGCGUCAGACCUUGGUAUCGUUCUCAAGCGCGUGUUUGUUCGCUGCGUACCGGAGGUUGCAAGGUUUGGCACCAACCCCAGGAUGUUCUUCAGGCGCAUCUCCUUCCAGCUUCCUCUUCCUGCUCGGUCUAACUUGGGUUCUCCUGUCCCUUUCGCCUCCCGCUGGACAGUCGGGGAGCUGCUGGAGAAGAUUCGGGUGAAUCAGUUCCCUCCAGACUGCAGCUCUGCUCGCCUCCUUCUCUUCCGGUAUGUUAACGCGGAGCUCUCGGGGCAUGGCUCCAUGUUCGGCCACCUCAGCGUCGCGCUCAACGCUGCGAUCAUCACGAGGAGGACGCUGGUGGUGGAUGAGAGCGCCGCAUGGCCCUUCUCCGACGGAUGUAAGAGCAGCGAGUGCGCCUCGGGCUUCAUGUCGACCUACUUCCUUCCUCUCUCCUCUUGCCGGGCUCCUUCCAGGCAGGAGGCUCAUAACCUUCCUCUCCUCUCAGAGGACUCGUCUGCUCAGCGCGUGGUGCUCGUGCUCGAUGACUCGGAACUCCCUCGGUACCGGACGAGACUCCCGGCGUUGCUGCAGCCCGAGCAAGCAGAGCUCGCGAUCCUCGAGUGGUAUGCAGCUCUCACCGCCUUCCUCCUCCGCCCCAGCAACCGGCUGGAGAGAAUGAUGCGGGAGGAACAGGAAUCGAUGAAAAUCCCUGCUCUCUUCCUGGGCCUUCACAUCCGACGUGGACACAAGUGGGUCGAGACUUCAUCGCAGCCUCUGGGGGAGUAUCUUCGCUUCGCUUCCAUGCUGGCUGACAGGACGAGCGUGCGAGAUGUGCUGGUGUGCACGGAGGACGAGGAAGUGAUUGAGGAGCUUGAGAACGUCAAGACUGACUUGCGUUUCCACUACACCAACAGCAGCAGGCCAGGCUACCGAAUCUCCAUCCCGCAUGCCAUCUCUCUAGGCAUCCUUAACGCUUCUUCAGAGAACCGCGUGUCGCUUGUCAACCUCCUCCUCCUCGCAAGGAGCGCGGCGUUCGUGGGCACGUUUUCGAGCGGGUACAGCAAGCGAGUCUUCGAGCUGAUCGCAGCCCAGCAGCAGGCGCUUCCUCUCUUCGUCUCCUUGGAUCACGUCUGGAGUCCGUGA